This is a messenger RNA of Erigeron canadensis, 2333 nucleotides long. RefSeq lists its product as uncharacterized. The coding region runs from base 268 to 2154 and encodes 628 amino acids. NCBI's taxonomy places the organism in Eukaryota, Viridiplantae, Streptophyta, Magnoliopsida, Asterales, Asteraceae. The transcript is spliced from 4 exons. The record is from RefSeq and is a predicted model, not a curated record.
AUGUUCUAAAAAUUCUCUCAAAAUCCCUGCAUUAUGUAAUUCAAAGCAAAAUAAUUAGAUACAAGUCUUUGUUUUUUUUCCUCUUCUUUUGUAUCUAUUUAUCAUUAUUUUUAUAUGUAAAUGUAAAUUUGUUGGCUUUAUUCACAAUGGAAGUUUCAAAACAUAGAAGUGAGUGAAAACAAGGAUAAGCUGAAUUUUGCAAGAUCAUUAUUUCUUCAUACCAAUAUAAAUUUACUAAACUGAGCUCAGUUCCUCCCUGAUGCAACUAUGAUAGUGGAGAAACAAGGUUCCAGGGCUGAAGGAGGCCAUGUAUUUCGACAUUUUUUUGAUUGGAAUGCAAAAUCGCGUAAAAAGUUGCUUUUGGAGACUCCCAUUGUAUCAGAACAAAUGAAGCAGAAAACGAGUAGCAAUAUGCACAUGCCAAUCACUCAGUAUCAUCCGGUUAUUGAAAAUUAUACAGCAGGAAGUUUGAUUGGCGCAUCUUCACUAGUUGAUGAAGAUGAUUAUGGUAAAUCACCUGGGGUGGUUGCUAGGCUUAUGGGAUUGAGUUCUUUACCAACUUCAUGUUCCGAGACACAUUCAAACCGAUUCCCUGACACCCCGUCUAUACCUUCUAUUAGAAAUCCCCCUGAAUUUAAACAAAAAGAUAACCUCCAAAUGGAUAGAAAACAUAGAGUAAUAGAGAAAUUUCAAACCGAAAGUUUACCUCCAAAAUCUGCUAGAUCAGUUUCGGUCACUCAACAAAAACUUUUAUCUCCUAUAAAGAACUCAGGAUUCGUGUCUUCAAAUGAUCCAACUCAUAUAAUGGAAGCAGCAUCAAAAAUACCGCUAGUUGGAUCACCUGCAGUUCCUUCUUCAGGUAGAAAAUCUUCUCGAAGGCCAGUGGAGUCAAAUGCUGCUAGGAGCCUAAAAGGACAAUCGAUGAACAAGAGUUGGGAUGGUUGUUUAGAGCGAAAACCGGUAUCAGAAGAUGGGAAAAAGUCCGUUUCGUUAGCUAUUCAGGCGAAGGUUAACGUUAAAAAACGUGAAGGUUUGAGUUUUUAUGGAGCUGAACCAAUCAAUGGUCAGGUUAGUAGGCAAAAGAAUACCCUCAAGAAACCUUCUACAAAUAGUAUACUUAAACAGAACAACCAGAAACAAAAUUGCUCAACUGAUAGAGGAAAAUACACUGCAAAAUCUUCAGCAUCUUCAGUCAAUUCUCAGCCUAGAAAACCUGUUUCUGAGAAGAACACCUUGAAAAAAAACAAUGAUCGAAAGAAACCUUCUAUAGAAGAUGCAAAGAACAAGAUUUGUGGUAAGAAUGAUCGAAGUGGAAACAGUGUAGUAAAGUCUAAUGGAUUGGAUGUUAUAUCCUUCACUUUCACAUCCCCUAUGUCACACUCAAAAGACAAAAAGAACACCUUUAUAGGUAAUACUCAUGGCAAAAAAGCGUUGAUCAACUUUGUUGGGAGUAAAGAUGGUUUAAAUUUAGCAGCCGGAGGUGAUUCUUUGAGUUCCCUUUUGGACCAAAAACUAAGGGAAUUAACUGCUAUGUCUGCAGUCUCUGUUUCUUUAGAAUCACGAAUUAACACAACUCCGAUCUUCCAAGACAAAAGAAACCGAUAUAAAGCAAGUAUAGACCACAACCUAAUUGUUCAAGAACAUGGUGCAGGCUUCCCAAAGAAACCUACGACCAUGGAGGUUGACACCGAGUCAGAAGCAGGUUAUGUGAAGGGCAUACUUUCUGAUAUCGGGACUAUGUUUGAGGAUUUCGUCUUAAACAGGACUGGGAAGAUUGUGAACCCCCGUCGGUUUGAUCAACUAGAAGCUAAAAGACGUGUUUUUGAGAAGAAGCAUGAGGUUAAGUUAAGACGUAAGCUUGUGUUUGACUGUGUGAGUGAGUGUGUUGACUUGAAAUGUAGAGUCUGGCCACUAGGGCUAGCAGCCGUGAGAAGAAAAGAUCUGCUAGCUGAAGAAGUGUGUAACGAGAUCUCGGGGUGGGAACAGAUGAAAGAUUGUAUGGUCGAGGAGCUUGUUGACAAGGAUAUGAGUGGCAGUCAACACCAAAAAUGGCUUGACUAUGACCUUGAAGCAUUCGAAGUUGGAGUAGACUUCGAGAAGCAAUUACUCAGUUCCUUAAUCGAUGAACUUGUUGAUGAUAUCUUGGAAACAUAGGUAAGAUAGAGAAGAAAAAACUUGGUUCAUUAUAUCUUUAUGGUUUCCCCCAAAAAAAUUGCUUCUUUACACAGUUUUCUUCAAAAUAAUUUCAAGUAUUAUCCUUUUUUGGUUGAUUCUAUUGCAUAUUAUGUAAAUCACAAUAAGAAAAUUGCUGUAAAUUAUCUGGCCAUUGCGUA